AUGCUGAAUGCUGACAGGAGAGACUAUGAACGCAUCUGUUCUGAGUACGGUGUUACAGACUUAAAUGUGGUUCUCAAAAAGCUUGAAGAGAAGAAGAAAGACAGAAGGCAGAAUAAACAAAAGGACAAUGUAAUACCCUAUGAUGAUGAUGAUGAUGAUGAUGAUGAUGACAAUGCAACAGAGAAAUGCGGUAAUAAAAGUGUUGGGAGAACAAAGGAAAUCAACAUUAAUGGUCAACGGCAACAUGACUCGGCGGUGCAUCAGGGAGAUGUUGAGGAGGUUAACUUCCUAAACAGACAGCUGAAGGAAGCAGGUGUUGAAGACGACCUCCUACUUACAGAGUUUAAACUUUCCAAUGUGGACUUUGUUAUCAAAAUUCAAGAGAUUACAGUUCAAGAGAGAGACCAUGCUCUAUUUGAGUGCGUUUUGACGCAUCCACUCCCAAAGAUCACAUGGAUGAAAAAAGGUGUGGUCCUGGAAGAUGGAGAAAAGUAUGGUAUAACUGUAUCAGACCAAAAACUGAUUCACAGGCUCCUGAUUAAGGACUGCAAUAAGCUCGAUAAAGCCAUCUAUUCAGCCGUGGCUGGUAUUACAUCCUGCAGUGCCUGGCUGGUUGUGGAAGAUGAGAGUAACACUGGUGGUAAGAGGACACUCCGUAAAAUUACAUUGGCUGGUGGAAUAAAGGCUGACCUGGAAAAAGUGGCCAAAGAGCAGCAAAAGAAGAACCGGGAAGAAAUCGAGAAGAUUUUAGAAGCUGUAAAGGCCAAACACGCAGCAGGACAACUGAAAGAAGGAAUUGCAUUGACAUGUAAUGGUGAAGACUGGAAUGGGAUGGAUAAAACAGGAAAAACAAAAUGCAAUAUCUCAAAAGAAGAUGGCAAAGCUCUGAAAGUAGAAAAUUCAGGAUGUGUAGAAGAAGUAAGAGAGCAGCUGAAAGCAGGUGACCCCAUAAGUACAAAAUACACCAAAGGUCGAGCGGGUUUCCACACAGUAGCAGAUUUAAAUGCAGAAAAACCCCUCAAGGAAAAGAGAAACCCCACUGGAACUGUGACCGACUCAAGAUACUUAAAGCAAUGUGAAGAAAUGGAGAAUGGAGAAAUUGAGUCCAGUGAUGAAUGUGUUGCAGGAAACCAGCUUCAAAUGUUAACUGAGAGUCAACUUGAAAUGAUCGAAUCCAGCGGAAAUAAAAACCAAAGAGAUUCUGUCAGAAACCAAAGGAGAACAAAGAAGGUCCAAUGGAAAGAAGAUGAAUCUGAUCUGACUAAACAAGCAACGGACAAUGAUGAGAAUGAGGACACUGCUGGCCAGACAACAUAUGGAGGAAUUUCUAAGAAAAGCAAAAAGCCAAAGAGUGCCGCAGCAAAUGUUGUUUUCCUCACAGAUCCGAAUGAACAAGCAAGUGACAAUGAAACAAGUGACAACAAUGGAAAUCAGGCCUCUGCUGGCCAGGCAAAGCAUCAAAGAGGCUCCAAGAAAAGCAAAAAGCCAAAGAAUGCUGUAGCCAAUGAUUCAAAUGAACAAGUAAGUGAUAAUGAACCAAGUGACAACGAAGAGGAGGACUCUGCUGGCCAAACAACGCAUCAAGGAAGAUUUAAGAAGAGUAAAAAGUCAAAAAAUGCUGCAGCCAAUGAUUCAAAUGAAGCAAGUGACGAAGAACCAAGCGACAAUGAGGACGAGGACUCUGCAGGCCUGAUGAGAAUUCAAGGACAAUCUAAGCAAAGCAAAAAGCUAAAGGAUGCUGCAGCCAUUGACGAAAGUACAUUUUCUGAGGAUCACUGUGGGUGUAAAGAGACUGAAGAAGUUGGUGACUCUUCCUCACAUGCGAGACGUAAAAGACAAGGCCCACUCAUAGAGGAGUUAGUGAUCGAUCCAGGUGUUCACAUCAUCUGGGGUUUGUCUGAUGUCAAUGCUAUCAUCAGAGAGGCUGCUGAGUUAAGAUGCAAGCUCAGUAGUGAAGCCUGUGAGGGAGCCUGGUUCAGAGAUGGCAAAAAGAUAUCCCCAGAUAACAAUUUCUCCAUCACUAAAGAUGGAGCAAUCCAUAAAUUAGCCAUAAUCAAGUGUGAAGAAGAGCACAGUGGGAAAUAUCGUUUUGAAGCAGAUGGUCGUAAAACAGAGGCGAUGCUCAACGUCAAAGAUCCCCCCAGAUUCAACACUGAAGACCUCAGUGCUUUCACUGAGCCUUUGACAGUUAAAAUGGGUCACAACGCUGUCUUCAAACUGCAAUUUGUUGGUCACAAACCCAUAAAGAUUCAGUGGUACAGAGAAGGAGAAGAGCUUCAAGAGGACAACAAUACAAAGAUGGAGAAAUCUGAGAGUCACAGUCGUUUGCUCCUAAUCAGAUGCCAGAGGAAGGACACAGGAGAGAUCAAGAUCAAGCUCAAGAAUGAACAUGGCUUCACUGAGGCAAUCUCACAGCUUAUUGUGCUCGACAAACCAACUUCACCUCUGGGUCCUGCAGAGGUAACCGAGAGCUCAGCUACAUGUGUUGAAUUUAAGUGGAGGCCUCCAAAGGAUGAUGGUGGUUCGCCAGUUAUUGGCUACAUUUUGGAGCGUCAGCAGGUGGGACGAAACACCUGGAAGAAAAUAGGGGAAGUACCAGGUGUGCCCAGCUACCGUGACACUGAUGUGGACCGUGGACGUAAAUACUGUUACCGAAUCAGAGCGGUGACUUCAGAGGGUACAAGUGAAGUGAUGGAAACUGAUGAAAUGCAAGCUGGCACAUUUGCUUUACCUGGCCCUCCUGCUCCUCCAAAGGUGAUCAGUGCUUUUAAUGACUGCAUAAACCUGACAUGGGCUUCACCGAGUAACACUGGAGGCUCUCGUAUCCUGGGCUAUAUUUUGGAGAAACGUAAGAAGGGGAGUAAUCUCUGGACUGUGGUCAAUGCAGAUGAUAUAAUAAAAGAAAAGAAAUAUGGAGUGAAGGAUGUUGUGGAAGGUAUGGAAUAUGAAUUCAGAGUUUCUGCCAUAAACCUCUCUGGAGCCGGUGAAUUUAGCAAUGCCUCAGAGUUUGUGUUUGCGCGGGAUCCAAAGAAGCCUCCUGGUAAAGUUACAGGCCUGAAGGUGGCUGAAACGUCCUACACUAAUAUGGUCCUGACUUGGACCAAACCUGAGGAGAAACCAAGCGAACAGGAUGAAGCUAAAGGAUAUUUUGUUGAGAUUCGGCAGGCAGACUGCAUUGAAUGGUCCCGAUGUAACAGUACUCCCAUCAUCAUGACUUCCUUCAAUGUGAAAGGCCUUAAAUCAAUGGAUAUGUACUGGGUGAGAGUUAUUGCUACUAAUGAUGGAGGAGAGAGUGCCCCUGAAGAGCUGCCUAACUAUGUCCUUGCAAUGCCCUCACCUGUCAGGCCAAAGUUCACAAACAAGAAGAUGAAGAGCUUCAUGGUGGUGAAGGCAGGAAACUCUGUCAGGAUCACAGUAAGCUUUGAGGCCUCCCCGUGGCCAGACAUAAUGUGGCUGAAGGACAACGUGCCAGUGACAAAGCAUGUUACAGUCAGUAACUCUGAUGGCUCUUCCCAGCUGCUGAUUCCCAGCUCUGAGCGCUCUGAUUCUGGUAUCUACUCCAUUUUAGUAAAAAAUCUUGUUGGACAAGAAACACUCAGCACAGAGGUCAGGGUUACAGAUGACCCAAAGCCUCCUGGACCAGUGCAGCUGGAAGAAAACGUUCCUGGCACAGUAACUGUGAUCUGGGAACCUUCUCCUGAUGAGAAGCGCGAUGACCGUCUCCACUACACAGUAUCCAAACUGGACUCAUACAAACACACAUGGACCCCAGUGGCUGACAGGCUCUUCAAUAACAGGUUUACGGUUUGCAACAUAAUCCACGGGAGGGAAUAUCAUUUUCGUGUGUAUGCCAAAAACGACAUGGGCAUAUCAGAACCCUCAGAGUCAUCAACAUGGGGGAUGGAGAAAAAGAAAGAAAAAUUUGUGGCAUCUGAACCAUCAAAUAAAGUCUGUGAUUUGCAGUGUGCUCCAUCUUUUAUUGUACCUCUGAAGCUUCACACCGCAAUCAAAGGAUAUGAAUGCUACAUGAGCUGCGCAGUGAAGGGAAACCCCACACCUCGAAUCACAUGGUAUCGAAAUCACGUCAGUCUAAACACUGAUACUAACUAUUACAUCUCCAACACUUUUGGAGUUUGCUCCAUGUUAAUCCUCCGUGUGGGUCCUAAAGACGUAGGAGAGUUCACCGUCAUCGCAGAGAACAGCUUGGGGCGAGCAGAAUGCUCCACAGUGCUCAGUGUCAGAGAUUAA
This is a messenger RNA of Melanotaenia boesemani (Boeseman's rainbowfish), 4248 nucleotides long. RefSeq names its product immunoglobulin-like and fibronectin type III domain-containing protein 1. Gene Ontology annotation, molecular function: protein binding. The coding region runs from base 1 to 4248 and encodes 1415 amino acids. The record is from RefSeq and is a predicted model, not a curated record. Lineage: Eukaryota; Metazoa; Chordata; Actinopteri; Atheriniformes; Melanotaeniidae. The transcript is spliced from 23 exons.